AUGGAGAGGUAUGCAGCCAGCUUGCGGUUUCGACGCCUAAUGGAGAAUUUAAAUUGGUUCUGGGGAUUUGGCGGACUUCUUGUGGGCAUUUGUUUGAUCAGUGUACUUUCCACUGUUCAUGACCAGACCUUUGCUUGGGGCCUGGGGUGGACGAUUCCAUGGAUUUGGGCUGGUGUCUGGGCUGUUAUUACCACCUACUGGGUGAAGUCUGCUUUGAGGGAAGAGAAACGCACCUGGUCCGAGACCAGAAGGGAGACCGUGGUGUGA
Messenger RNA from Penicillium cataractarum, 267 nucleotides. RefSeq lists its product as uncharacterized. The transcript has 2 exons. The record is from RefSeq and is a predicted model, not a curated record. Bases 1 to 267 code for a protein of 88 amino acids. NCBI's taxonomy places the organism in Eukaryota, Fungi, Ascomycota, Eurotiomycetes, Eurotiales, Aspergillaceae.